Lasiosphaeria miniovina is the source of this 360-nucleotide messenger RNA. RefSeq lists its product as uncharacterized. The coding region runs from base 1 to 360 and encodes 119 amino acids. NCBI's taxonomy places the organism in Eukaryota, Fungi, Ascomycota, Sordariomycetes, Sordariales, Lasiosphaeriaceae. The record is from RefSeq and is a predicted model, not a curated record. The transcript is spliced from 3 exons.
AUGUCGUCAUCCGCCGAUCCCGUUGCUGCUGCUGCUGCUGCUGCUGCUGCCCCGGCGCGCAAGUUCGAAUGGCUCGUCGUCGUCCCGGACACGCCCGGCGCGCUGGAGAAGCGGAAGGAGAUCCGAUCGCAGCAUCUGGGCGGCCUCAAGCCGGCGGUUGAGUCGGGCCUGCUCAAGAUGGGAGGCGCCAUCCUCGAAGAAGUCCCCUCCGAAGACGACCCGACAAAUCUCAAGAUGUGCGGUAGCACGCUAAUCAUCGUGGCGGCGAGCAAGGACGACAUCCUCGAGGCUCUCAACAAGGACAUUUACGCGCAGACGGGCGUGUGGGAUGUCGCCAAGGUAUGUGCCCUCCUUCAGUGA